Molecule: messenger RNA, 1668 nt
Organism: Solanum verrucosum
Lineage: Eukaryota; Viridiplantae; Streptophyta; Magnoliopsida; Solanales; Solanaceae
Exons: 4
Coding region: 31-1332 (433 amino acids)
Source: RefSeq, a predicted model, not a curated record
AACUGAGAUACACAAAACUUCUUGUACAAAAUGUGUGACAUCAAGAAGGAAAGUUUACUUAACAAAAACAAGGGAAUUGAAAGAACAGUAUCAAAUGCCUACGACGAAUUACGAAGUUUCAGAACAUGGUUGAAAUGGAUGUGUGUGGAUCAAUCCAACGCGUUUUCCGCUUGUCUCUCUUGGUUUGUUUUCAUACUGUUAGCUGUAAUCGUCCCUUGCCUUUCGCAUUUUCUUCUGGCAAGGGACGAUAGUGAUGCUGCACACAGUCGUCCAUAUGACAACGUUGUGCAGCUAUCACUUAGCAGUGUUGCUGCUUUGUCAUUUGUUUGUCUUUCUCAGUUUGUUAAGAAAUAUGGGCUGAGAAGGUUUUUGUUCCUUGAUAAGCUUUGUGAUGAGAGUGAAACAGUUAGAAGAGGCUACACUGAACAGCUCAAUAGUUCACUAAAGAUCUUAUUCAUAUUUGUCCUGCCAUGUUUUGCUGUUGAAUGCGCGUACAAGAUUUGGUGGUACAGUUCGGGUGGUACACGAAUCCCCUUCUUGGGCAACGUCAUUGUGAGUGACACUGUCGCGUGCAUUCUAGAGCUGAGUUCUUGGCUUUACAGGACAGUCGUGUUCUUCCUAGUCUGCAUACUUUUCCGGUUGAUAUGUUACCUUCAAAUUCUCCGACUACAAGAUUUUGCUCAGGUGUUUCACGUGGAUUCUGAUGUUGAAUCGGUGUUGAGAGAGCACCUGAGAAUUAGGAGGCACUUGAGGAUCAUUAGCCAUAGGUACCGGUCAUUCAUCUUGUGGGCAUUGAUGUUCGUUACAGCAAGCCAAUUCGCGUCCCUUCUCAUGACCACACGCUCAACUGCAGAUCUUCAUAUCUACGAAAGUGGUGAACUCGCGCUCUGCUCUGUCAGCCUUCUCGCCGGGCUGAUGAUACUGUUGCGAAGUGCAACCAGAAUUACACACAAGGCUCAAUCCGUUACGUGCCUAGCAGCCAAGUGGCACGUAUGUGCAACGAUAGAUUCAUUUGAUUCGACUGAGGCUGAUACACCAAUUACUCGAGCGACCUCUGACCACGUCUUUCCUGUAUGUUCUGAAGGAUCAUCUGAUGCUGAUGAUGUCGGAGAUGAAGAAGACGAGUUAGACAAUACGAAAUUCAUCCAUGCAUAUGCCUAUAGCACAAUUUCAUUCCAGAAAAGACAGGCAUUAGUGACAUAUUUUGAGAACAAUAGAGCAGGAGUAACAAUUUAUGGAUUCAUGCUGGAUAGAAGUUCUAUUCACACCAUAUUUGGGAUAGAAUUAUCACUAGUUCUCUGGUUGCUUGGGAAAACUAUUGGCAUUUCUUGAAUUAUUAUUAGCUACAUGUUAUGUUGCUCGGAUUUGACACACACCUGACGAUAUUUUUGAAGAGUCCUAACAACAUAGUCAGUCAAAAACGGACUUUUUGACUUGUCCAAUCGUUGGAGUUUAAAGAUAUCAAAAAAUGAGAAAGAUGGAGGAAGUUUACCAAACACAAUUUACAAGUUUGUCAAUCCAUUUUCUCCUGGUGCUAGCCUCAGGGCUCCGAUUCAUUCUUCUUCAUUUAAUCAUUUUGUUGUGUUGUUCUGAUCAUAGGUCCGUCCCCUUCUUAAAAGGCGAGUGUGCAUAGCGAGCUAUUUAAUUGAUUGUUCAACUUUUAUAUCA